Messenger RNA from Orycteropus afer afer, 1471 nucleotides. RefSeq names its product RUNX family transcription factor 3 (gene RUNX3). The record is from RefSeq and is a predicted model, not a curated record. Gene Ontology annotation, molecular function: DNA-binding transcription factor activity, RNA polymerase II-specific; RNA polymerase II cis-regulatory region sequence-specific DNA binding; ATP binding. Gene Ontology annotation, cellular component: nucleus. Gene Ontology annotation, biological process: hemopoiesis; neuron differentiation; regulation of cell differentiation. Lineage: Eukaryota; Metazoa; Chordata; Mammalia; Tubulidentata; Orycteropodidae.
CCCCUGCCCGCGAUCUAAUGAUACACUCUGUAUACGCUUCUGUUGAGAAUUUGUGGGUAGACAUUCCUGUGGGACCAGGAAUCUAAAUUCUUGGUAACUGGGAAAAAAAUAAAACAACAGCCAACCCCGUCCAUCCCAACCCAGCCCCCUGAAGGGUUGAAUUCUCGCCUUCCUCAGAGCAGGCAUGGCAUCGGACAGCAUCUUCGAUUCCUUCCCGUCCUACUCGCCGACCUUCAUCCGUGACCCGAGCACCAGCCGCCGCUUCACACCUCCCUCCACGGCCUUUCCUUGCGGCGGCGGCGGCGGCGGCAAGAUGGGAGAGAACAGCGGCGCGCUGAGCGCGCAGGCGGCCGUGGGCCCCGGCGGGCGCGCCCGGCCCGAGGUGCGAUCGGUAGUGGAUGUGCUGGCGGACCACGCGGGCGAGCUUGUGCGCACCGACAGCCCCAACUUCCUCUGCUCCGUGCUGCCCUCGCACUGGCGCUGCAACAAGACGCUGCCCGUCGCCUUCAAGGUGGUGGCGCUGGGGGACGUGCCAGAUGGGACGGUGGUGACCGUGAUGGCAGGCAAUGAUGAGAACUACUCGGCGGAACUGCGCAACGCCUCGGCCGUCAUGAAGAACCAGGUGGCCAGGUUCAACGACCUUCGUUUUGUGGGCCGCAGCGGGCGAGGCAAGAGCUUCACAUUGACCAUCACCGUGUUCACCAACCCUACCCAAGUGGCCACCUACCACCGAGCCAUCAAGGUGACUGUGGAUGGACCCCGGGAGCCCAGACGGCACCGGCAGAAGCUGGAGGACCAGACCAAGGUAUUCCCUGACCGCUUCGGGGACCUGGAGCGACUGCGCAUGCGGGUGACUCCAAGCACUCCGAGCCCCCGAGGCUCACUCAGCACUACCAGCCACUUCAGCAGCCAGACCCAGACGCCCAUGCAAGGCACUCCAGACCUGAACCCUUUCUCUGACCCCCGCCAGUUUGACCGCUCCUUCUCAGCCCUGCCGCUUGCGGAGAGCCGCUUCCCAGACCCAAGGAUGCACUACCCGGGGGCCAUGUCUGCCGCCUUUCCCUACAGCGCCACACCCUCGGGCACCAACAUCAGCAGCCUGGGAGUAGCAGGCAUGCCGGCCACCAGCCGCUUCCACCACACCUACCUCCCACCGCCCUACCCUGGUGCCACGCAGAACCAGAGCGGGCCAUUCCAGGCCAACCCGUCUCCCUACCACCUCUACUAUGGCGCGUCCUCAGGCUCCUACCAGUUCUCCAUGGUGGCCAGCAGCGGCGGGGGCGACCGCUCACCCACCCGCAUGCUUGCCUCCUGCACCAGCAGUGCAACCUCUGUUGCCGCUGGCAACCUCAUGAACCCCAGCCUAGGAGGCCAGAGUGACGGCGUGGAGGCCGAUGGCAGCCACAGCAACUCGCCCACGGCCCUGAGCACACCAGGCCGCAUGGACGAGGCUGUGUGGCGGCCCUACUGA